Salvia miltiorrhiza (redroot sage) is the source of this 1299-nucleotide messenger RNA. RefSeq lists its product as uncharacterized. Lineage: Eukaryota; Viridiplantae; Streptophyta; Magnoliopsida; Lamiales; Lamiaceae. Bases 1 to 1299 code for a protein of 432 amino acids. The transcript has 3 exons. The record is from RefSeq and is a predicted model, not a curated record. Gene Ontology annotation, molecular function: zinc ion binding.
AUGGUUUAUGGUCGACAUGAUCAGUCCUUCGAGAUGCUGCCCAAGUACUUAUACAUGUUGAGACAAUCCAAUCCCGGUUCGAUGGUGGAGUGGGAAGUUGACGAUGAUGGCCGAUUCAAACACUUAUUUGUUGCUCUUGCAGCUUCGGCUACCCCUUUCAUGUUCAGCUUAUGGCCAGUGAUUGUCGUCGACGGCACACACUUGAAGGGCAAGAAUAAGGGUAUUUUGUUUGUUGCAGUGACGAAGGACGGCAACGAGAGUUUGUUCCCACUCGCGUAUGGUGUUGGCCCGAAAGAAAACGAUGAAUCGUGGACUUAUUUCAUGUCACACAUUCGACGUGUUUAUGGCCAAGCCGAUCCACUUUUGAUUAUCUCUGAUCAGCAUAUCUCCAUUGCCAAUGCUAUCAGGAAUGAGUUACCAAAUGCAACCCACGGCCUAUGCUACUACCAUUUGCAAAAUAACCUGAAGCAUUACGGUAAGGCAGUGGUCGAGGUGUAUCGACAAGCUGCAUUUGCGUACGAGAAGUCCGACUUCAAUAGGGCUAUGAACGCCCUGAAGUUUAUGAAGAGAGCCACGUACGAUAAACUAAUGGGGAUUGGCCCGGAGAAGUGGGCUCGUUCGACGUGUCCUAUGCCUGUGCGACGCUACAGUUUUAUGACAUCAAAUGCUGCUGAAGCUUUUAAUUCCAGAUUGUUGUGGGCAAGAAGACUUCCUAUCUGCUCGAUGUUAGAGGCAAUCAGAAUUGUUAUUGAGAAAUGGUUCAGUGAGCGACUAAGGGCUGCACAACAAAUCGAGCAAGGAUUGACUGCUAAGGCCGGUAAAAGGGUAGCUAUUGAAGUCCAAAAAAGUCGUCGAUACACUGCACAAAGGUUGAGUGGCAUGAAGUAUAAGGUGCAAACUGCUGACAGAAGCUUCAAGGUGGAUCUGGAGAAGAAAAAAUGUGAAUGUCGAGUAUUCCAGCUAGACCAACUGCCAUGUUCUCAUUCAAUCGCUGCAAUAAGUGAGGCCGGUGAUACGAUCGCGGAGUAUGUAGACUCGUACUACACGAAUGACUUUCUUAUCGAUACUUACUCUCGCGAAGUCAAGCGGGGCGCCCAAAAGAAGGUAGACAUCGAGGUGGUGGUGAAGGCAGCAGCACACAAGCAGAUGAGUCUUCUAGUAUCAGGCGUCGUAAACCAAAGAAGUGCAGCAUCUGCCAUGAAGAAGGCCACAGCAAGAGAACGUGCGCUGGCAGGGCGACUGAGCCCAGGGAGUAGUGGGAUGUAUUUGUGUGCUGUAACAGUUAAUGAUAUUGAUUGA